UGCAAACUCACCAAAGCAAUGCAAUGAAAAAUGGAUCAAAGAAAGAAGCAUGUUAGGGAACCACCAUCAGUUCCUUUCUUAUGGGAAUUAAUGCCAGGCAUUCCCAAGAAAGAUUGGAAGCCAGAAGCAUCUUCUUCAGUUUGCAACCACUACUUGCCUAAAAUUCCACUCAAACUAAUUGCCUCAGUUCCCUUUGUUUGGGAAGAAAAGCCUGGAAUACCCCUUCCUAAUUUCUCACAUGUUUCAGUGGAUUAUGUGCCUCCAAAACCAAGCACAAUACUUUUUCAUGUAGCAUCAUCUUCAGGAUACUCCCUUGCUUCCAACUAUGAUUAUGAUUACAAUAACAAACAAAGCAGCCGUGACAGUCAAAGUAUAACAACUAACUUGGACCUUGAAGCAUUUAGCUUUGAUGCAGCUCCCUCUUUGCUAGCAAAUUGUCUUGUAUCAUCAGCAAAAAUUUCUAAUGCUAUUCCACUGCAUGAAAAGUCAUCAUCUGAACAUGACUGUGACCAGCUUGAAACUCCAUCUUCACCAGCUUCCUCAGAGACAGAUAGUGAUACAAGUAGCUAUGCAACAGGUAGGUCAAGCCCAACUGGUUCUGCUAUCUUGGAGUGCCUUUUUCCUUUGCGUACACCUACCAAGUCUAGCUUCCUUGAAAGGGAUGGGAACUCAACAAAGGUGUUAUCUUUAGGUGCAUUAGAACAAAAAGGGAAAGAUUUUGGGAGUGAAGAUUGUCCCAGUGACAUGGUAAGGAGGCCAGCAACACUUGGAGAGCUUAUUAUGAUGAGCAGAAGAGGAAGCUAUGUAAGAAAAGCAAAUCAAAUUGGAAAGUGGGAUCCACCAAAGAUCAUGCGGAAAACUGGAAGAAAGCAAGCUUUUGGAUGCUUCUCCAUGGUAACCAGCAGCUCUGUGAUUGAGGGGCUGCUUAAGAAAAAGUACCCGAAACUGAAACUGAUAUAGGCAGGAUGGUGAAGAAGGAAAGACCAAGUACCAAGACUUUCCUUGAUCAGCCUCUGCUAAUUUACUCUGAAGAAUGUCUUUUAAUGGGUUUCCUUUGUUGACAAUGUGCAGUGUGGAUUGUAAAAAUUGAGACAGGAAAAAGGUAAUGGCACCAAUGAUGUUUGUUUAGUGUUUGUAUAAGGUCCUCUUCUCUCAGAAUUGAUUCAGAUUUUAGAAUCAAUUCUAUAUGUACUUUCAAAUAGAUAACAACUCUUGUUCAUUUCAAA
Messenger RNA from Lotus japonicus, 1226 nucleotides. RefSeq lists its product as uncharacterized. The record is from RefSeq and is a predicted model, not a curated record. NCBI's taxonomy places the organism in Eukaryota, Viridiplantae, Streptophyta, Magnoliopsida, Fabales, Fabaceae. The transcript is spliced from 2 exons. The coding region runs from base 31 to 960 and encodes 309 amino acids.